Molecule: messenger RNA, 2541 nt
Organism: Tarenaya hassleriana
Lineage: Eukaryota; Viridiplantae; Streptophyta; Magnoliopsida; Brassicales; Cleomaceae
Product: RNA-binding motif protein, X-linked-like-2
Exons: 2
Coding region: 276-2105 (609 amino acids)
Biological process (GO): mRNA alternative polyadenylation
Cellular component (GO): mRNA cleavage and polyadenylation specificity factor complex
Molecular function (GO): mRNA binding
Source: RefSeq, a predicted model, not a curated record
CUAAUAAAGAAAAAACAAAUCUAAAGACAGUACCUUUGGUUUCUCUAUCGGAUAAAUUUUGCAACAAAGAAGACGAAUUUCCUCUGAUCACAACAAGGGUUUCAUUGAAUCUCGCGGAUUUUUCAUAUUUUUGGUGAAACUCCAAUUUUUUUUUCCGUAAUCUGUUUAAUCUACAGCACAGGCCUUGAAGAGGGAGACACGGACAGAACCCUGGGGGCUUUUGUCUGAACUCAGGUUGCGUUGACGAAGAGCGCGAGAGCAGAAGCCAAAUUUGUAUGAAUCCAAUGACUGAAGAAAACGUAGACUAUGGGAGUAAUCAGAAGAUACAAUACCAAGGAAGCGGAACUAUACCUGCCUUAGCAGAUGAAGAACUGAUGGGAGAAGAGGAUGAGUAUGAUGAUCUGUAUAGUGAUGUUAAUGUUGGUGAGAAUUUCUUCCAAGCUCAUCAGCCUCAACCAUCAGCACAAGGGGGUGGUGGUACAGGUAAUGGAGGGGUCCAAGCUCAGAUAAGUAACAUUUCUGAGCCAAGAAUGCAGGCCGGGGCGCCGUCUGGGCCAAGUGUUCACAGAGGUUCGGUUGAAGGGAAGUAUCAGAACGAUGGAGGGCAUAAUGCGGUCAAUGGCCGAGAUAUGAGAUCAGAUGUCUACCCACAAGCAUCUUCUGUUGGAGCAAAGGCUUCGAAUGAUAAUUCCCAAACCAACAAGAUGGUUCCACAAGGAUCAGCAUCGGCAGUGUUAAACAUCCCUGUUUUACCCGGGAAAACGGUCAACGAGCCUGAACCUGUGCAGAACUCUUAUGUUGUCAAACCUCAAGCUUCUCAUCAGGUUCCUCCUGUUAACCAAAUGAGUGGGAAUCCUAAUGCUAAUCAUGCAAUGAUGAACAAAAGUCCGAUACUCUCUCCUGUGGAGAAUGGCAAUACCAUGCUUUUCGUGGGAGAAUUGCACUGGUGGACUACAGAUGCCGAACUUGAGAGUGUUCUUUCUCAGUAUGGAAGAGUGAAAGAGAUCAAGUUCUUUGAUGAGAGAGCAUGUGGCAAAUCUAAAGGCUAUUGUCAGGUUGAGUUUUAUGAUGCAGCGGUUGCAUCUGCUUGCAAAGAGGGAAUGAAUGGUUACAUCUUCAGCGGUAGAGCUUGUGUCGUGGCCUUUGCUUCUCCUGAAACGCUGAAGCAGAUGGGUGCAAGCUUUACGGGCAGGAACCAGGGACAAAAUCAGCUUCAGAAUAGAAGGCCUCUGAAUGAGGGAAUGGGAAGAGGAGGCAACAACAUGAAUAUGCAAAGUGUAGGAGAUGGUGGAAGGAAUUACGGGAGGGGUGGGUUUGGACGAGGUGGCCAGGGAAUGAAUAACCGUGGAGGCCCUUGGGGUGGGGGAGGAAUGAGGGGUAGAGGCCUGAACAACAUGGGUGUCAGUGCAAAUGGUGUAGGUGCUGGACCGUAUGGGCCAGGCCUUGCGGGUCAUGCAUUUGGUGGUCCUGCUGCUGGUCUGAUGCAUCCACAGGGCAUGAUGGGAGCUGGAUUCGAUCCUACAUUCAUGGGUCGAGGAGGCGGUUAUGGUGGGUUUUCAGGUCUUGCCUUCCCCGGCAUGCCUCCUUCAUUUCCAGGUAUCAAUGCGCUGGGAAUGGUAGGAGUGGCUCCUCAUGUAAAUCCCGCUUUCUUUGGCCGGGGAAUGGGUGCCGCUGGAAUGGGAAUGAUGGGUUCCUCCGGAAUGGAUGGACCUCAUGCGGGGAUGUGGAGUGAUGCUAGCGGAUAUGGAGGUGACGAUGGUGGUUCUGAGUAUGGCUACGAAGACGAAAACCAGGAGAAAGAUGCAAAGCCGAAUACCGCUGCAUCCAGGGACAAAGAACGGGCUCCUGAGCGUGACUGGUCAGAGAACAGCGAUAGAAAGUAUCGGGAAGAAAGAGAGUACAAGGGACACAAAUACCAUGAAGAGAAAGAUAAUCACCACCACCGUGGCUAUAGACAAAGAGAUCGUGACUCUGGAUAUGAUGAUGAUGAAUGGGAAAGAGGGCAAUCUUCUUCAAAAUCUCGAAGCAGAUCUCGAAUGGGAGAAGAUGACCACAGGUCCAGAUCAAGAGAUGCGGACAACGGAAAGCGGAGACGUUCCGACUGAAAAAAAAAACAAACAAACAAGAAAAUCCUCCUCUGCCAUCUCAUCUUUCUUCUCUUACAUAACUUUAUAUUGUUCACUUUCUCAUUUCUCUUGAUGGCAAUAUUUAUCCAGCAAAUCUCUCUCUCGGGUGGCGAAGCUUGGUGUCCACGACCCAGCAGGGCUUCUCGAGCAGAAGCAGUAAGUCCUACACCGUAUCUAGACGGAACUAUUAAAGUCGUUUUCCUUGACACUGCUAAAUCUACUUACCAAAGUAUCUGAUACAGUGCUUUUUAAUAUACCUCUCUGUUACUGAACAAUCAAUGGAUUGUGGCCAAUCAUGUAUUUGUUGAUUAUGCUUGCUUUUGCAUCUCUUCUUGCAAAAUUUCCUGAUGGAUAUAGAGGGUGCUUGUUGAUUUCUGGCAUUGGAAGUAAUGGUGGAUGGAACCUUUUAUUUUUU